AUGUCAUUACAGAAAGCUAUCAUUGUCGAUUCACCCAAGAAUGCGCAACUGGUGAGCGACCGAGUCAUUCCAACACUGCGUGAUGAUUGCAUUCUGGUCAAGAAUGUCAGCGUGGCAUUGAACCCUACUGACUGGAAGCACAUUGACUUUCUUGCGCCUCCGGGUGUACUGGUCGGAUGCGAUUACGCUGGCAUUGUGGAAGAUGUCGGCAAAGACGUCAAGAAAUCCUUCAAGAAAGGUGAUCGAGUUUGUGGCUUUGUUCAUGGGUCCAACGCCGUCCAACCUGAAGAUGGAGCCUUCGCCGAAUACAUUGUGGCUAAAGGGGACCUUCAAUACAGGAUCCCCGAAAGCAUGACCUUCGAAGAGGCAGCUACUUUAGGACUUGGCGCUACAACCGCCGCUCUGGGUCUUUACCAAAGCCUUCGUGUACCUAUCCCCGCAUCCCUGGUUCACGGCGAAAAGAAAACGUUGGUCUUGAUUUAUGGUGGCUCAACAGCCACUGGAACUUUGGCAAUCCAAUUUGCGAAGCUGUCUGACCUCGGUGCCGAUGUAGCUUUUGAUUAUAAUGAUCCAAAAUCUGCGAAUAUGAUCAACGAUUACACGAAUGACUGUCUUACCCUGGCAUUUGAUACCAUUUCAGUGGAAAGCAGUGCCAAGUACUGUGACAUUUCGCUUUCCUCUCAGGGUGGUGACUAUAGCGCCCUUCUACCUAUUAAGAUUGUGCGCGAUAAUAUCCGAGACCGCGCUACAAUGGCCUACACGGCAUUUGGUGAGAAGUUUACUUUCGGACCAAAUGAGGUCCCUGCUCGGCCAGAGGAUAGGGCUUUCCUUGAAGUGUUCUGUGGAAUCUUCGAGGGUAUGCUGUUGAAUGGAAAGAUCAAGGUACAUCCUCCUAGGAUCAGUGAUGGUGGAUUAAACGGUGUCCUGGAUGGGCUUCAAUUGUUGAAGGAAGGAAAGAUUAGCGGACAGAAGCUUGUGUACAACAUCAAAGACACACUCUGA
Penicillium expansum is the source of this 1002-nucleotide messenger RNA. RefSeq names its product zinc-binding alcohol dehydrogenase family protein. Bases 1 to 1002 code for a protein of 333 amino acids. Gene Ontology annotation, molecular function: oxidoreductase activity, acting on NAD(P)H. The transcript is spliced from 2 exons. The record is from RefSeq and is a predicted model, not a curated record. NCBI's taxonomy places the organism in Eukaryota, Fungi, Ascomycota, Eurotiomycetes, Eurotiales, Aspergillaceae.